UUUAACCUAAGUUAUCAAAACUCUUUUCUGUACCUUUUAGCAUCAUUAACUACGUACAUUCACUGCAAUUACAACCGCAAGAGCUCUUUCUGCUUCUUCUGCUGUGAGGAGAGAGAUGGGACUUGUUACGGUCGGAGAACUGAAGCCAACUUUCACAGGGAAGAGAGGGUUUCGUCUGAAUUCAAGCAUCAGACAUGCUUCUGAAUGGCCUAUCUCUGAUGUCUCUAGUGAUCUUACAGUUCAAGUUGGAUCUUCAAGUUUCUGUCUUCAUAAGUUUCCUCUUGUGUCUCGGAGUGGAAAGAUCCGGAAGCUUCUUACCGAUUCAAAAACCUCUAGUAUCUGUCUCCCAAGUGUUCCUGGAGGAGCUGAGGCCUUUGAGCUCGCAGCUAAGUUCUGCUACGGAAUCAACAUUGAGAUCAACCUUCUCAACGUAGCUAAGCUUCGUUGCGCAUCUCACUACCUAGAGAUGACUGAGGAGUUCUCAGAGGAGAAUCUCGCAAUCAAAACAGAACACUUCUUCAAAGGAACGAUCCUCCCAAGCAUCUCCAACUCCAUCCUCGCUCUACAUCACUGCGAAGCCCUUGUCCCAGUCUCCGAAGAUCUCAACUUGGUGAACCGUUUAGUCAUAGCUAUCGCCAACAACGCCUGCAAAGAACAGCUCACCUCGGGUCUGUUAAAGCUAGAUUACACGUUUUCGGGUGCCAACAUCGAGCCGGAGACUCCGUUAGACUGGUGGGGGAAGUCGCUAGCUGUUUUGAACCUUGACUUCUUCCAGAGAGUUGUCUCUGCUGUUAAGUCAAAAGGGCUUAGACAAGACGUGAUCAGCAAGAUACUGAUCAGUUACACGAACAAGUCUCUUCAAGGGCUAAUCAUCCGCGAUCCAAAGCUCGACAAAGAAAGGGUUAUCGAUUUGGAGUCGAAGAAGAAACAGAGAAUGAUUGUAGAAACAGUCGUUAGGUUACUUCCUACGCAAGGAAGAAGAAGCUCUGUUCCGAUGGCGUUCCUCUCAAGUCUUCUCAAAAUGGGCAUCGCUACAUCAUCAGGAUCAUGUAGAUCAGAGUUAGAACGAAGGAUAGGUCUUCAGCUAGACCAAGCUAUCCUCGAAGAUGUCUUGAUUCCGACAAAUCUCAACGGAAACAACAACACGAUGUACGACACUGAUUCGAUCUUGAGAAUCUUUUCUAUAUUCUUAAACCUAGACGAAGAAGACGACGAAGAAGAACAAGAUCAACAUCAUCGUAACCGUUUUGGAGACGAAACAGAGAUGAUUUACGAUUUCGACUCUCCAAAACAGAGCUCCAUCUUGAAAGUAUCGAAGCUAAUGGAUAACUACUUAGCAGAGAUAGCUUUGGACCCGAACCUAACGACUUCAAAGUUCAUUGCCUUAGCAGAGCUCUUGCCAGAUCAUGCACGUAUCAUCAGCGAUGGACUAUAUCGAGCCGUUGACAUUUAUCUCAAAGUUCAUCCGAAUAUAAAGGAUUCAGAGCGUUAUCGUUUAUGUAAGACGAUAGAUUCGCAGAAACUAUCACAAGAAGCUUGUAGCCAUGCAGCGCAAAACGAGAGGCUGCCCGUGCAGAUGGCGGUGCAAGUGUUGUACUUUGAGCAGAUCAGACUCAGAAAUGCUAUGAGCAGUAGCAUUGGUUCUACUCAGUUUCUGUUCAGUGGUAACUGUCAUCAGUUUCCUCAACGGGCAGGAAGUGGAGCAGGAAGUGGAGCGAUAUCUCCAAGAGAUAACUAUGCAUCAGUGAGGAGAGAAAAUAGAGAGCUAAAACUUGAAGUUGCGAGGAUGAGGAUGAGACUAACGGAUCUAGAGAAAGAUCACAUCUCGAUUAGACAAGAGCUUGUUAAGUCUAAUCCAGGGACUAAGCUUUUCAAGUCAUUUGCUAAAAAAAUAAGCAAACUCAAUUCUCUUUUCAGCUUCAGUAGUCUUAAACAUUCAUUGAGCGCAAAGGCAAGUACUGAUAGCCGUUUCUUGUUUCAGAGAAAAAGACGCCACUCGGUUUCUUGAUUAAGACAUACAAUCAUCUUCAUAUGUUUUUUUUUCCUUCGGGAGUUUGAGUUGUGAUUGCGUGUGUAUGUAUAGCUUAUAUUAUAUGCUUGUGUUUUAUGAAAUGUGAGCGAUGCUGUUAAUUUGGUCGGGUCUUUGCUAUUUGCUUGCAUAAAAUGUGAUUAGGAGAACUCGA
Brassica napus (rape) is the source of this 2183-nucleotide messenger RNA. Its product is annotated as BTB/POZ domain-containing protein At1g03010-like. Gene Ontology annotation, molecular function: protein binding. The coding region runs from base 116 to 2008 and encodes 630 amino acids. The record is from RefSeq and is a predicted model, not a curated record. The transcript is spliced from 5 exons. Lineage: Eukaryota; Viridiplantae; Streptophyta; Magnoliopsida; Brassicales; Brassicaceae.